This is a messenger RNA of Sclerotinia trifoliorum, 1712 nucleotides long. Lineage: Eukaryota; Fungi; Ascomycota; Leotiomycetes; Helotiales; Sclerotiniaceae. The record is from the annotation of a GenBank genome assembly.
ACCUUAUUCUUCUGUACUCCUCAUCGCACUGAAUAGCUUCUUUCAUACAACACAUUAAAUAUCUACAUUGCUAACAUGUCAGCUGGUAAGCGUCCAUCGCAACCAAAGGAAUGCAAACGAGGGCUGACAAUCACCAUAGCACAAAACCGACUUGGACAGGUUUCCAGCCAUUUGGCUGGCUCGCGGAGCUCUAUCGCACCCCAGGCCUCUAUUACACCAGUAGUAGGUAAUAGCGGCCGCGCAAAGCUUUUAGAGAAGCAUCCAGAUGAUGUAUGGCCAACCAUUCGCUUCAGAAAGCGUAUCUUAAGUCCUUGCUAACAUUCUCCAUUCCAGGUCGUCGUAACAGCUUGUCUCCGUACCGCAUUCACAAAGGGUGGCAAAGGAGGAUUUAAAGAUACAGCAGCAGCAGAUUUACUAGUUGGCGCAUUCAAAUCUCUCAUCGAACGAUCCAAAAUUGACCCUGGGUUGGUUGAGGACAUAGCUGUUGGAUCUGUACUUCCUCCUGGAGGUGGCGCUACGGAGUUCCGUGCCGCUGCUUUGGCUGCAGGAUUUCCUGUAUCUGCGGCGGUAAAGAGCUUGAACAGACAAUGUUCAUCUGGUUUACAAGCAUGCGUAGAUAUCGCGAAUGCCAUCAAGAGCGGAAUGAUUGAUGUUGGUGUUGGUGCAGGUGUCGAAAGCAUGAGUUUACAAUACGGGUAUGGCCUACUCGCUUGUCAUUUUGUGUGCACAAUCAAGCUAAUUAUAAAUUCACAGACCCGGCGCCGUAACAGAAUUUUCGGAACUUCUCGAAUCUCACCCAGAAUCCGCAAACUGCAAAGUGCCUAUGGGUGUUCUUUCCGAGAAGAUGGCUAAAAACAAGGGGGUCUCUCGCGCUGUACAGGACGCGUUUGCGGCUUCAUCAUACCAAAAGGCACUUAAGGCCCAACAAGAUGGUCUUUUUGACGAGGAAAUUGCCCCUUUGACUGUCAAAUGGGAGGACCCUAAAACUGGCGAAACAAAGGAAAUAACUGUUGCCAAGGAUGAUGGUAUCCGACCAGGUAUCACAGCUGAGAGCUUGGGCAAAAUUAAGCCUGCUUUCGCAAAGGAUGGUAGCAUCCAUGCUGGAAAUGCUUCUCAAAUCUCAGAUGGAGCUGCCGCAGUUCUUUUGAUGAAGCGUUCCACAGCCGAAAAGCUUGGUCAAACCAUCCUUGGUAAAUACGUCGCCGCAUCUGUUGCAGGUGUACCUCCCCUCCUUAUGGGUAUUGGCCCUUGGGCUGCUAUCCCUAAGGUCUUUGAGAAGACCGGUAUCAACAAGGAUGAUGUAGAUAUUUUCGAGAUCAAUGAAGCAUUUGCAAGUCAAUGUGUUUGGUGCGCAAAUGAGUUGGGACUUGAUCAAAAGAAAAUCAAUCCAAAGGGUGGUGCGAUUGCUUUUGGCCAUCCUCUCGGAUGUACCGGAGCAAGACAAGUCAGCACAUUAUUGUAUGAAUUGAGAAGGACAAAGCAAAAGGUUGGUGUGACUAGUAUGUGUGUUGGAACUGGCAUGGGUAUGGCUGCUCUUUGGGUCGCUGAGUAGAGGUUAGCGGAUACUUUCAGGAUUAUAGGAUUUGGUAUAUGGUUAAGGGCAAAUAACAGUCUUGGGAGAAGGUUCAUGGCGAAUGGUUGUACAUGUAUAUUAGCAAGGCAUUGGAAGCCUAUGCAUAGAAUGGAUUUUAUUCACACAUAAACGCCUCCUC